Molecule: messenger RNA, 1819 nt
Organism: Oncorhynchus kisutch (coho salmon)
Lineage: Eukaryota; Metazoa; Chordata; Actinopteri; Salmoniformes; Salmonidae
Product: G-protein coupled receptor 183
Exons: 2
Coding region: 6-950 (314 amino acids)
Biological process (GO): G protein-coupled receptor signaling pathway
Cellular component (GO): membrane
Molecular function (GO): G protein-coupled receptor activity
Source: RefSeq, a predicted model, not a curated record
UCACGAUGCUCUCAAACGCGACCAUUCUACUGUGGGUUGACUUCGACAGCCCCAAGGACGUUCUUAUCUUUAUUUUCCACAUUCUGUUCGCUACAAGUGCUAUUCUCAUCGCUGGCUCGGUAGUGAUCGCUAUCUUUAGCACGAGAUCUCUGCGAAUACAGAACCGGUUCAUAUUCAUGUUGAACACCAGCAUCAGUGACACACUGACUGGUUUUUCCAUUUAUUACCUCGGUCUCUUCGACGUUCAAGAAGGCUACCCAUCCAGGAAUGGAACGUUUUACAUUUUACCUUCAUUCCUAGGGGUGAAUGUGCUCACAUUUUUGUUUGCGCAAUUUGACAGGUACUUUGCAGUGUGCCACCCCUUUUUUUACAAUCGCUUCAUAUCGCGUUCGUUUGUCAUUGGAAUUUGUGCGUUUUGUUGGAUUUACACCUAUUUCAUAUUAAUGGUGCAAAACAUGGUUCCCAUCUCAAAAGCUGCGCAGAUUAAUGCAUUCGGCGUUAUGACUUUGCAAAUAAUAGUUCUUACCAAGGUAUUGAUGACCAUCAAGUUGUACAUCGUAGCCAGAAACCAGCUAGGGCGAGAGGCACCCAGCACUGAGAGAGAUAACAAGAAAGAGUCUCUGCGCAUCAUAGUGUUUGUGGUCAUAUGCUUCUUAGCGUUAUGGGCUCCCUCCUUUGUCAAUAUCAUAGUGCGGCAGCUAACUUACCAUGGUCUGAAGUUUAGGAAUGAGGCAACAAAUCUGUUUGCCAUCUUGGCGAGGUUUAACGCAUUGGUCACACCAGCGUUGUACAUCUGGGGCAGCCCAGCGCUAAGCUGUGCGGUAUGGAGAACGGUGUGGAGGAGAGUGUGUCCCAAGCGGAAGGGAAGAAUCGGUUUUGAUCACUUAAGGAUGUGCAAAGACAGAGGAAGAAUUUUAAGCAUAGCUAGGGUCUUGGGGCAACCGGUGUGAACAAUCUAAAUGCCUAAUUUUGCACAACACCCAUGGCCCUUGUUUGCUUCAAUUUCCUUUUCCACUAUUUCUCCCCAAACUUACUCUGGUAGCCUACCCACGCUCUUGUAUUUCUUUUUUUUUGUUUUACUGUAAAGACUGAUACAUUUUCAUUUCUAACCUUGUAUUAAUACAUUUAAUUUUAAUGAAUUAAUGAAUUAAUGUUGUGGUGACAUAUUUGUGAAAAAUACUACACCUCAUUUAUCUUCUGUAAAAGUAAAUUAACCAGGUUCAACGUGAACACCCAAAACAUAUUCCUAUUACCAUCAUUGUCGGAGAUAGGCUUCUGUAAUCCUUGUGUUGGGACCCUUCCAAGAAUGAUGCAUGAGAAAUGUAAAUUCACUUUUGAUGUGGAAAGAGGUGAAAUAGGAUUUGAGAGAUGGAAUGGACCAGACUGUAAAAUUGUCUCUCCUAACUAGCAUUUAUUUUUCCAGCUAUCCAAAAAUGUUUCACUAGCAAUGUCAUAGUAUCGAAUGCUACCUCAACUUCACCUUUAAAAAUGGAUGAUUCAUUAUUAACCUGCAUGUCGCUCGUGGUAAAUUCUUGCAAACCCUGCGCCUAUUUCAUUACCCUGCAUGUGAAAUGUACGUAGUCCAACCAUAUGUGGUAUGUCAUCAUGGUUACAGACGUUCACAGAUGGACAAUAUUGAAAAUAUUUAGAUUAAAGCCUACAUAGGCUACACGAGUUGCACAAGAGUUGUAGCCAACAAGACUACACCUGCUUAUUUGUAAUUUGUUGACUGCGUAUAUGUGAUCACUAAAAUGUCAGUAUUUGUUCUAAAUGUGGAGAUGAAAGUCAAAAGCCUGACUGAAUAAAUAUGUUUAAUGUA